AUGGUCAACAACCAUAUUCCUCUGGAAGUCGAUACCGACGAAGAAAACUUUAUCACCAUUGACACAGAUCCCAGCGAAUUAGAAGCUGGAGACCCUCAGUCUGAACUCACCUCGCUCCGCAGUAGCAUCACCAACUACUACUACGAGAACGGCCGCCGCUACCAUGCCUAUCAUGCAGGCACUUAUUGGGGUCCAAAUGAUGAUCAAGCCCAAGAGACCAUGCAAAUCGGACAUGAGGUUUAUCGUCUACUUCUAAACGGCAAAUUAUACCUAGCUCCUAUCGCAGAUGCCCCUCAAAAUGUCCUGGAUAUUGGGACGGGAACAGGUCUAUGGGCGAUAGAAUUCGGCGACAUGCAUCCUUCGGCCAAAGUCAUUGGAACAGACUUAUCGCCCAUCCAGCCAUCGUUUACCCCACCUAAUGUGCAGUUCGAGGUAGAUGACUGUUGUGACCAGUGGCUGUAUAAGAACAAUACUCUCGACUUCGUGCAUGUGCGUGGUCUAUACGGCUGCGUGUCGGACUGGGAUGAGUUCUACAAGAAGGCCUACAAACACAUUAAGCCGGGCGGAUACAUCGAGCAGCUCGAACAAUCAGUCCAAGGCAAAUCCGACGAUGGAACUACAAAUGGCACUAUGUAUAGCGAAUGGGCGCAGCACUUCCUCGACGCUGGAGAUUCAUUCGGGAAAACCUUUCGGAUUGUCGAUGAAGCCAAAGACCGAAUGAAGAAGGCAGGAUUUGCCGAUGUCGUCGAGUGUCGAUACAAGUGCCCCAUUGGACAAUGGCCAAAGGAUCCCCAACUAAAGCUUCUGGGGAAGUUGAACCGAGUCUAUGCCGAGGAAGCCAUUGAAGGGUAUGCGAUGAUGUUGUUCACGACUGUUCUAGGGUGGACACGCGACGAAGUAGAAGUAUAUCUUGCUCGGAUGCGAAAUACUCUGAGAGACUCGUCAAUUCAUGCGUAUCCGGAGAUGGUCGUUGUAUAUGGACGGAAACCCUUCGAGGGAGAAUCUGUGGAAGCAGCCUGA
Messenger RNA from Aspergillus pseudonomiae, 1020 nucleotides. Its product is annotated as class I SAM-dependent methyltransferase. Gene Ontology annotation, molecular function: methyltransferase activity. The record is from RefSeq and is a predicted model, not a curated record. The transcript is spliced from 9 exons. The coding region runs from base 1 to 1020 and encodes 339 amino acids. NCBI's taxonomy places the organism in Eukaryota, Fungi, Ascomycota, Eurotiomycetes, Eurotiales, Aspergillaceae.